AUGCACUCUCACGCUCUUCUUUCUCUCGGCCUGCUUGUAGCAAGCAGUGCCGCUACCCUAGCACUGCCGGUACCGACGACGACUGGUCAAGUCCGAGGCUCGCUCCAAGCUCGUGAUGGAGCCAAGGGCAAAGUUUCGACCUCAUGGAAUUGGGACAAACCGCAACGUCGCGCCGACAAACCAAAAGUGUCGGUCGCGUGGAACUGGGACACGCCUCAUGCGCGAGAUGCGAUCAACGAGCUGGUGUAUGCUACUCGCGACACACCUGGUCAGCUCGACCGUCGGCUGGGCGCGCACAUGGCUGAAGGAGCGAAGGCUGCAGCUGAUGGAGCACGCCCCGUUCAGCAAAUCACAAACAAUGACUAUGGCGACAAUUAUGGCAACGUCGAGGGAAAUGUCCACAAUGGCGACAGUCUCAACAAUCCGCCUGCCAAUCAUCACAGGCGCGACACGAUCAGCAACAACUAUGGAGAUGCCUACGGCACUGUUCAAGGCGGUGUACACAACGGAGAUACAUUCGAAAAUUCUCCCUUUUCCUCAUCACACCGCACCGGCGUCAAGGCGAGGGACAACAUUUCCAACAACUACGGAGAUGCCUACGGCACCGUUCAAGGCGGUGUCCACAACGGAGACACAUUCGAGAAUUCUCCUUUUUCCUCAUCGCAACGUACCGGCAUCAAGUCGAGGGACAACAUUUCCAACAACUAUGGAGAUGCCUACGGCGCUGUUCAAGGGGAUGUUCACAAUGGCGAUACUUUCGAGGACUCACCUGGCUCUCAAUCUCAUCGCGAAGGCAUCAAGGGGAGAGACAACGUCAGGUACGAUUAA
Molecule: messenger RNA, 828 nt
Organism: Ceraceosorus guamensis
Lineage: Eukaryota; Fungi; Basidiomycota; Exobasidiomycetes; Ceraceosorales; Ceraceosoraceae
Exons: 2
Coding region: 1-828 (275 amino acids)
Source: RefSeq, a predicted model, not a curated record